Messenger RNA from Chaetomium strumarium, 1294 nucleotides. RefSeq lists its product as uncharacterized. The transcript has a single exon. Bases 326 to 955 code for a protein of 209 amino acids. The record is from RefSeq and is a predicted model, not a curated record. Lineage: Eukaryota; Fungi; Ascomycota; Sordariomycetes; Sordariales; Chaetomiaceae.
AACGAACUUUCAGGGGUCCGACUGUAAGCUCCUUUACGAUACGGUUUGGCUUGGAUGUGUAACCGUAAUUCAGGACAGGGCCUGCCAGCCUAGCGAAUGGCAGGCAAGGUACAGUUCAUGGCCCCCCUCCCCGACCCCCGACCCUCUCUUCGCUAAAUGGUUACAUCGCUGAAACGCCCUUGAUCGUGUAUCCACUGCGCGCACCAAUUCCCGGAUCUGACAAGAAGGAAGUUCCAAAUAAUAUCGCGAACAUCGCGAAAAGACCUCGAAUACUACCCGAACCCAACAGGCUGCACCUACUCUGGGACCCUCGACAAACAAAGGGAUGUGUAAGAAUCCGUGGUGUUUCUCGGGCCAAGACGCGACGGAACAGGGCCACCUGCAACAGGCCGAUAUGUGGGGUUUGUGUGCGGUGGAUCGCAUUCGCGAUCUUCCAGCAAUUGGGUGUCUUCCUUGGAACGAGCCGAAUUCCGUCCGGAUCAUGCUUGCCGGACGUGAAAUGGGCCCAGACCGCCCCACAUCCAUCCCGCCUUUCGAUUCUUCGUGGUCCGAGAUGGACAUUUGGACAACAGGUGAACUGACGAUACCUACAGUACAAUGCCAGUACGACUUCCGAACUUGGUUUAUUAGUUUACGGAUCUCCCGCCUUACCGCACGCCAGCGCCCGCUCGACCAGCUCAUCCGACGACCGUGCGCAACGCCGUCCCCGAGCCUCAGAUGUGGAACUUAUGGACGACGAAAACGCCAGUCUUGGCAGUAUCCACUACGCGCCGACGUCACCGAGCGGGUCUUCGCAUUGCCGCCGGUUCCAAAGAUCCGUCAUGGGGCAUGGGAGCUGCGGUGCAAGCUGGAUCUGCUCGUCAUCAUCAAUCAUCUUGCAGGAGGAUUUCGGUUGACAGUUCUGCCCCGGAGCCCCGAAGCAUGUCAGCGACUACGCUACACUAAUCCUACCUAGUCGACCUCUCGGCUUCCAGCCGUAUGGCUCGUCGAUCUCCAAAGACUUGCCGGCCUGCCGCCUUGGCCGAACCGAACAACCGGCCAAGUAAGUAUUCACCGGGUUAUCAGAGCCCAAUUGGAACGCCAAAAGCUGUUUUCCCUCGAUGGUUCGUGUGUUGGUUGGGCAGAGAUGCGUGCGCCGCCUAUGAGGAAACAGACAAUGAGCAAACCCUGCUCGGCGCCGCGUACCAUAGUGAUCCGCGUUAGGUUGCUUGUGCGAAGCCAGCGUAUAUACUUGGGCGAUCCAGCCUGGUACAAUACAGAUACAACAGCUCAAUUUCAAGCUCAUAGCGAGGCG